AUGUCAUUCAAGAAAAAAGUUGUUUUGAUUACUGGCGCGGGAUCCGGUAUAGGGAUGGGUAUAGCUAUACGUUUUGCAAAAUCGUCUGCCAAACUGUCUCUCGUUGAUAAAAACUCUGAUAAACUUGAUAAAGUUGUACUAAAGUGUGAAAAUGAGAGUAAAGAGAGAGUUUUAAAAAUUGUUACUGAUAUUUCUGUUAGGGAAAACAUAAAAAAUAUCGUCAAUAGUACAUUACGUGAAUAUGCUAGAAUAGACGUGGUUGUGAAUUGUGCUGGGACCUCAGGCAAUGGAUCCAUCACUAGUAAAGAACUAUUAAAUGAUUUGGACUUAGUUCUUAAUAUUAAUCUUAAAUCUGUUAUAGCAUUAACACAUUAUGCGGCGAAUUCGUUAAUAGAAAGCAAAGGGUGUGUGAUAAACAUAGCUAGUAUGCUGGCACAUUUUGUAGGGAAAGGAGCAAUUCCUUACAUCGUAGCUAAAGCGGGUGUAUUACAUUUCACAAAAUGUGCAGCUUUGGAAUUAGCCGAAAAAGGUGUGAGGGUAAAUUCUAUCUCCCCCGGGCCGGUUAAGACUAAUAUAUUGUUAAAUAUAAUUCAGGAUCAGGAAAAAAGUGAUGAAUUCUGGGAUAAUAUAGGAAAACAAACUCCAUUAGGGUAUUUAGUGAAAGCGGAAGAAAUAGCUGAAUUGGCUUUAUUUUUAGCAAGCGACAAAGCAAUGAGUAUUACUGGCAGUGAUUUUCUUAUUGAUGCUGGGUCAACAUUAUGUAAAUUAUAA
Messenger RNA from Danaus chrysippus (African queen), 771 nucleotides. NCBI's taxonomy places the organism in Eukaryota, Metazoa, Arthropoda, Insecta, Lepidoptera, Nymphalidae. The record is from the annotation of a GenBank genome assembly.